This is a messenger RNA of Phaedon cochleariae (mustard beetle), 645 nucleotides long. Lineage: Eukaryota; Metazoa; Arthropoda; Insecta; Coleoptera; Chrysomelidae. The record is from the annotation of a GenBank genome assembly.
AUGGGAGAUGGGAGCUACGAGGCGCCCUGCGGCGUCGGUCCGCCUGAAGCACAAACUCCACAGGGGGUAGCGAAUCGUCUCGCGAUUUGCGCGUUAACUUGUGCAAAACUCUGUAGAAUCAUUUUCGUUUGUUUCAGUGUUGACACAGAAGCGUCUACGAAGAGAGAAGAGAACAAGAAGACAGUUGCAAGAAGAACUAGAGAUGGAAAGCAAGAGACGGAUGCUCCUAGAGGAAUCAUUGAGAGAGUCAGGGGCUACAGAACAUAUCACUACAAUCAAUGUGUACCAGUACCGAUUCUACCGCAAAUUUUCAAAAGUUGUAUUUUUCCAGAAAAACUGUCCGACCCCGACCAGAAACCGUCGACCACCACGUCGCCCCCAGCGCCCCUUCAUCCCCCUGGUGCCUCCUCCGACCCCCCGCCGACCCCCCGCGACAGGAUAAAGCAGGAGCGCGACGACGCCCUGGCUGGGUACGGCCAGCCGGCCGGGGAGUCCCGGGAGGGACGGGAGGAAUCUUUGGCCCAAGAACUUGAGAUGGAACGGAAAUCGAGACGGCAGCAAGUCGAGGGAGAAAUCAAGUCGCCUCUGCAAGACCGAUCGGUUUACUACAAGAAUUCCGUGAUGUUCACGAGUAGUGCGACAUAG